Molecule: messenger RNA, 225 nt
Organism: Triticum turgidum subsp. durum (durum wheat)
Lineage: Eukaryota; Viridiplantae; Streptophyta; Magnoliopsida; Poales; Poaceae
Source: the annotation of a GenBank genome assembly
AUGUCAGUGUUUCGAGUCCUCUUAUCUCCAGCCCAUGAACUUAGCGGAUACUAUGAUAGCGAUAGCACCGAAUUUUGCCAAUUCGGCAGUUCGAUCUAUGAUUUCACAUUCAUGGAUGUUGAUAAGAUCCUUCCAUUUAGUAGCACCUUAGGAUGGCAUAGCCUUAACGUUAAUGGCGAGGUUCAAAAUAGGAAAGGCUUGCGGUGGAUACCUAGGCACCCAUAG